GUAUGGCCGUUACCAAUCAAAAUAUGGAUAAACUACAAAACAUAGAAAUGCCAGCAGAUUAAACCAGCUGAAACAGAGCAGCACCACUCAACAAUGGCGGAUUCAGUAACAAUUUCACUACUCUCCACUGUUCCAGUUCCCAAUCCAGUACUGUCAACAAAAUCUGGAGAAUCUCAACUAAAAUAUAAUUUUCUUUUUCGAGGAAACCAAUGCUCUAUUUCUUUGAAAAUUGGUACAAAAUGUAGUGGAAUGAGGUCAUCAACAAGAUUGUAUGCAGGGUUGACGGAGAUAGAGCCAGACAUUAAUGAAGAUCCUGUUGAUAGAUGGAGAACUAAUGGCAUUGAAAUUGAAGAUUUUGUGUUUGGAAAGUACGAUGAUCAUCACACCUAUUUUGAGAGUGAAGAUAAAGGUACAUAAUCCCAUUUAUACGACACUGUUAUUAUUUUGAGGACCAC
This is a messenger RNA of Nicotiana tabacum (common tobacco), 455 nucleotides long. NCBI's taxonomy places the organism in Eukaryota, Viridiplantae, Streptophyta, Magnoliopsida, Solanales, Solanaceae. The record is from RefSeq and is a predicted model, not a curated record.